GUGAGUGUGUCUCACAUGCACGCGGGACGGUUUGUGCUCGCGUGCUCUACGGCAAACGACGGAACAGCGCGUGCUGGAGAAGCUCCGGAAGCUCGAGUUCCCAUGGUGCCAUGUGUUGAUGGUGUUCUUGCAGAGGCCUGGCUCUUCCUGCUGCACUCCGCAUCGGCACAUUCGAGCGAUGCUCUGUGCUGAAGCUCAUGAUCUACGCUGAUCUUUAAACACGGCUCCAUACACCCCUAUUAGCCGAUGGGGUGAUUUUACCCUCCUGGCAAAAGAAAGCCAUCAUAAAGGCUUUGCUGUAGGAAAGAAUUGAAUCCCAUGUGUACUGGUCGAGUCGUGUUUUAUUAGAAGUGUAUAAAAUACAUAUUAAACAUUACAAUACAGACAGGCACACACUGGACGGAGCAAAUUCUCCUUCAGGUGUUGUGUGUGAAGUUCGUCCUGAAGACGAAGCAGCAUGGCGCGGAUGAACAGACCGGCUCCGGUGGAGGUGUGCUACAAGAACAUGAGAUUUCUCAUCACACACAACCCCACCAACUCCACCCUCAACAGCUUUAAAGAGGACUUGAAGAAGUACGGUGCUACAACAGUGGUGCGUGUGUGUGAGGUGACCUACGAUAAAACGCCCCUGGAGAAGGAUGGCAUCACCGUGGUGGACUGGCCGUUUGAUGAUGGAGCUCCUCCUCCAUCCAAGGUGGUAGAGGACUGGCUGAGCCUCCUCAGGAGACGCUUCAUGGAGGAACCAGGCUGCUGUGUGGCUGUGCACUGUGUCGCAGGCCUCGGCAGGGCUCCAGUGCUGGUGGCUUUGGCUCUCAUUGAGUGUGGGAUGAAGUAUGAAGAUGCGAUCCAGUUCAUCAGACAGAAGCGGCGUGGUGCGAUAAACAGCAAACAGCUGACCUAUCUGGAGAAGUACAGGCCCAAACAGAGACUGCGCUACAAACACCCACACAUCUUCAAGAGCAAGUGCUGCAUCAUGUGACCUGAACUCUGCACCCAACCCAAACUUCUCAGACCCGGGGUUCUCUUCACUGAACUGCUACUUCAGCAGAACCCCAUUUGGUCUGAGUGACUGACUGAUUUUUGAAUCCUUGUUGGUGCCUAAACUUGAUCGCUCUCACUAGAGUGAACACUGCCACACUCCUCAGAGAGGUCAAAGGUCACUACAGGGUCUGUCAGGUGCACCACCUUUCAUGGAUUGAUUGACCCAGCUGAUAUGGAGCCAAGGGGAAUCAUGGGAAACUUUUUUUUUUUUUGCCUGCUCACUUUCUUUCUUUAUCUGUGAAGUCUCAGGUCUUCAUUAUUCAGUCGUUUCUGCUCAAGUCGUCUCAACUGCCGCUUACUACAGUCCGUGAUUUUCCUUGUGAUGCUUCGGCAUUUCAUGAGUAAGCUCAGCGUAGAAAUGGACUGAGAGGAUUUCUUUGAGAGAGGGCCGCCUUUGGCCAAAAUCUUGGCAGCGUCUACAAGAAAGAUGUCCGCAUGAGGAAUCAGUGAAGGCUUUUGUGAAAUUUUGCGUUCGAGAUGUGCGUGCGCGCAAGAGAUUUUUUUUUUUUAUUUCACUUCUGACAUGUUUUGCUUUCUACACAUCCAUGAUAUUUUCUUAUGAACUUGAGUUGAUUAGUAUAUGAAUGAGUUGGAUAGAUCACUUCCCCUCAUCAUCC
This is a messenger RNA of Neoarius graeffei (lesser salmon catfish), 1658 nucleotides long. RefSeq names its product protein tyrosine phosphatase 4A3a (gene ptp4a3a). The record is from RefSeq and is a predicted model, not a curated record. Bases 458 to 979 code for a protein of 173 amino acids. The transcript is spliced from 6 exons. NCBI's taxonomy places the organism in Eukaryota, Metazoa, Chordata, Actinopteri, Siluriformes, Ariidae. Gene Ontology annotation, molecular function: protein tyrosine phosphatase activity. Gene Ontology annotation, cellular component: nucleus. Gene Ontology annotation, biological process: protein dephosphorylation.